This is a messenger RNA of Brenthis ino (lesser marbled fritillary), 210 nucleotides long. The record is from the annotation of a GenBank genome assembly. NCBI's taxonomy places the organism in Eukaryota, Metazoa, Arthropoda, Insecta, Lepidoptera, Nymphalidae.
AUGGCUACUAUCGUUACUUCAGAAGAAACCGCCACGUCGAACAUUGACCUCUUUAUUGGAGCGCGGGAAACUCCGUGCGAAGUUAUACCCAAGUUUGUCGCCCCGCCCGCCGGCACCGGCCCGCCCCUCGCGCCGUCCCGCUCGCACCGCAACCCGACCACGCCGCGGUUACCGUUCAAACUUACUUGUUACGCUAACUUUGUAUUUCUU